Poeciliopsis prolifica (blackstripe livebearer) is the source of this 905-nucleotide messenger RNA. Its product is annotated as serine/arginine-rich splicing factor 7-like. Lineage: Eukaryota; Metazoa; Chordata; Actinopteri; Cyprinodontiformes; Poeciliidae. Gene Ontology annotation, cellular component: nuclear speck. The record is from RefSeq and is a predicted model, not a curated record. The transcript is spliced from 7 exons. Gene Ontology annotation, molecular function: RNA binding; zinc ion binding. The coding region runs from base 66 to 743 and encodes 225 amino acids. Gene Ontology annotation, biological process: mRNA splicing, via spliceosome.
AUCAGUGACCAGCUAGCUACAGAGCUAACCUUAUCGCGGACCGACCAGAACCGUCCGGAGUCAGAAUGUCCCGCUUCGGGCGCUACGGAGGAGAGUCCAAGGUUUACGUGGGGAACCUGGGGACCGGCGCCGGGAAGGCCGAGCUGGAGCGGGCCUUCGGGUACUACGGGCCUCUCAGAACUGUCUGGAUCGCCAGGAACCCGCCGGGCUUCGCCUUCGUGGAAUUCGAGGACUCCAGGGACGCCGAGGACGCCGUCCGAGGGCUGGACGGGAAGGUGAUCUGCGGCAGCCGGGUCCGGGUGGAGCCGUCCAACGGGAUGCCGCGGCGUUCCCGCUACGAGAGGCCGCCGCCACGCCGACCGUUUGACCCCGACGACAAGUGCUACGAGUGCGGACAGAAAGGCCACUACGCCUACGACUGCCACCGCUACGGCCGCCGUGGCCACCGCAGCAGGUCCAGGUCCCGGUCCCGGUCCCGGUCCCGGUCCCGAGGGAGGCGGUAUUCCCGGAGCCGGAGUCGCAGCCGGAGUCGAGGGAGAAGAUCCGGGUCCUCUCCUCGGCAAUCCAGGUCCAGCUCACCCAGAAGGUCCAGGUCCGGUUCACCCAGAAGGCUGCGGUCCGGUUCUCCUGGGCGGUCCCGGUCGAUGUCAAAGUGCCGCAGCAGGUCCGGAUCCAUGGGCCGGUCUCAUUCCGGAUCUCGAGCCAGAAGUCGCUCGGCCUCCAGGACUCCUGCUGACAACUGACUUCCUGUUUGCUCUCAUGUUUUGUACGAACUCACUCUGUUGUGUAGCAGCUCUGUGAUUAUUGGUUAUUAAUUAGUGACUAUUGGUUUCUGAUCAGCCUGCUUUGGUUCCUCAGCCGUUUACUUCCUGCAAUGAUCUGUUAAUAAAGGUUUGUCAUUCAAA